Gekko japonicus is the source of this 2112-nucleotide messenger RNA. RefSeq names its product HAUS augmin like complex subunit 3 (gene HAUS3). NCBI's taxonomy places the organism in Eukaryota, Metazoa, Chordata, Lepidosauria, Squamata, Gekkonidae. The record is from RefSeq and is a predicted model, not a curated record. Gene Ontology annotation, biological process: centrosome cycle; spindle assembly. Bases 267 to 2078 code for a protein of 603 amino acids. The transcript has 6 exons. Gene Ontology annotation, cellular component: centrosome; HAUS complex; mitotic spindle.
CAUCCUCUGCGACCAACUGCUGCCAUUCGGGGCACGGCCGAGCGCCUGGGGGUGGCGGCGGCUCCUCGUGUCGUUCAGGGAGCUCAGGUUCUCCUCUUUUCCAUGUUGCCCUGAAAACAGGUUAUAUUGAGAGAGAAAGCAUGUGAUUUCCCCAAGAGACUUAAAGUUGAUCACUAAGAGAAAGUACUACCUUUGUUUGCUGUGAAUACUUCAGAGGCCUGCUAGCAAAUCCAUUAGUAUCCAAGGUUGUAGGCUGCCCUUGAACCAUGAAUUGUGGAACUCAGUUUGUUGAAACUCUGAAGAGGAUAGGUUAUUCAGAGGCAGCUUCUCUUAAUGGAGAAGACUUUGAUUGGUUGUUUGAGACAUUGGAAGAUAAAUCAUUUUUUGAGUGGUUUUGUACAAAUCUGAAUGAGCAUCAUGCCUUAUCUGAAGAAGAACUGCAGUCAUUUAACACGCUCCUUAACUCUGCAAAGCCUGUGCUAGAAGAAGAGGCUCUGGAUGAAGUUCUUAAGACCUGUAGGCCCCUUGAUCUGAACACCAGUAAUUUUGAAGAAGAAAAUCUUAAAGCGUUAGAAGAUGAACUUCAGGCACUCCAAAAGAUUAAAAAUCUAAAGAUCCGUCGCCGUAACACGCUUCAAGCAAUUACUUCAACCAAUAGCCUUCUGUCACUGAAGCUUAAAGAGACAGAAGAGGAAACCGCUAAAAGCCUGAAAGAUGGACAGAUAGUGUUCACUGCCAUGAAUACAAAGAUAAAUAAUGAGCUGAAGUCUCUUAUUGAACGAGUUCAGAAGCUGAUUUCUUUCUUCGCUGUUCAAUCCAGGCAGAAAGGGCUGGACCCUCAGCCUGUGCUGUUAGCCCAGCUUCCCUUGGAUGAAUACUUGUGCCAGGAAGAACAAAGCACUGCAGCACUUACUCUAUAUACAAAAAAACAAUUUUUCCAAGGAAUAUCUGAGUUGGUUGAAAGUUCAAAUGAAGAGAAGUUUCAGCUUGUUGAUAUAAGAAGUUCGUUCACAGACACUGAGAGCAAUGACAUUUGUGAGGAGCAGCUUGAGCUUACCAGGCUGCAGAUGGCUUAUGUUUGUGCUCAGCAUCAACUAAUUCAGCAGAAAGCUAGGGAUCUAAGCAUGAGAUCAGCUCUUCAGUGGGCAGAGGAUCAUAUUUGCUCUUUAAAUAAGGUGACUCCCAGAAAAGAAAAUUUUGAGGCUAGAAUUUCUAGCUUGAACAGUGAAAUCUCAAAAACAAAAAAGCAGUUGGCGCAGAUAAACAGUGAAACUCUACCUUCACUAGUAAAGGAAGAUGCAGAGUUAUUGAAUAUGCCUGUGGUGAAAGGCGAUUUUGAUCUACAGAUUGCUCGGCAGGACUACUACACAUCAAGACAAGACCAGAUUUGUAAUCAGUUGCUCAAACAGAAGGCAUCAUUUGAAGUUCUUCAGUUGGCUUAUGAAAUUGAGUUGAGAAAACUUAGGGAUAACAGCCAUCUGCUGGACAAAAUGAUUCAAGAUUUGAAGCAAAGCAGUAACAUUUUGGAGCAGACGCUAGAAACAAUGUCUGAGCCAUCUAUAUCCCAGUACAGAAUACCAAGAAGCACUAUUGAUUCAAGAGAUAAUGCUACACAUAGGUUGUAUCAGCUUCUGGAAGGAAAGAAUGCAAAACAGUUGUUCAGAACCAAUGAAGGCCUUCAGAAGAUGGCUGAAAAAUUGCAUCUAGACACAAAGUCAAUUCUUGAUCAAUCAACAGUGCUGAAUCAAGAGCAAACUCUUCUUCUGUCAAAGAUGGAUGCUGAUUUAGUUACCCUUCAUGAGUGUAUGUACUUCAGAGGAGAUGGGGUCUGUCUUAGUAACCAGGAAUUGACCGAGCAGUUUCAUCACCUGGAAUUUCAGCUAAAUAAACUAAAUCAGCUUAUAAUGGAUUUUCUUGCCGAUAUAAAGGCUAAGAAGAAGGUUUUGGAGAAUAAUAAGUUACAGCAGAUUGAAAGAAAAUUAUAUGUUUACUUUUUUAAAGAUAAAGAACGUUUGAAGAAUGUUGUGGAGAAGAUGGAACAACAGGCGACGGCUCAAGCCAUUUGUUUUGAAGAUUAAAUUUUUGAUUUCUUAAAACUGAAUUUUAAUUGAC